UACAGAUGAGAUAAUUGAUGUGCAAUACAAGUGCGACGAGUUAAGUCACUUGUCAGUUUAUGCAUACGAAUAUAAAACAAAACUCAUCUGUUUGCGUAGUAUGUGGGCACAUUGUAACCAUUGAUAUACGAUAAUUCAAUUCACUCGUAACAUAGAAAUCAAACAGUGUAGUUAAUUUUAUUUUGAGUUUUGAAAAUAAGAUAAUAAUAAAAAAUAAUGACUCGGUUUAGCGCAAACUGGAUGUGGCUGGUUGUCCUUGUAGCUGGAUCUUUCCCAGGAACAACAUUAUCACAGACGGACAUGUUAUGUCAACAGCUAAACAAAAAUUGCACGGUAAUAACCAACUGUACUUCAGCUCUGGAAGCUUUAAAAGACCGAGAAGAUAUGUUGUUGAGAAAGAUGUUUUGUGGAUUCGACGUUAGAGGACCUAUGGUAUGCUGUCCGAUUGAUCGUCCAAUAGUAUUUAAAAACGAUUUAGAGACAGCGACAAGCAGAAGAGAAAGCACAAGUACAUCAAAACCUACUACAACCCCACUUAUUCCUACGACAGGUAGCAACAACGUACUGGAAGAUAACAAUGUACUGGAAACCAUGAAUACAUCUAAUGGGUUACCAUCUAUUAAAGUUUGUGGCAUCUCUGGCUCGGGUUUGGAUCGCAUUAUAGGUGGUUCAAUAGCUGCCCUUGAUGAAUUUCCAUGGCUAGCUCGUAUUGCAACGAAGAAAUAUGACAGGAUGAGAUUCACAUGUGGCGGAUCUCUGAUAACACAACAAUUUGUUGUGACAGCUGCUCAUUGUGUAGUAGAUAGGAAUGUAUUGUCUGUACGUCUUGGCGAGUGGGAUACAGAAACAGAGAAGGAUUGCAAUGAAGACUACUGCAGUGAUCCUCCGGUGGACGUGAAAGUCGUCCAAGUUAUAGUACAUCCAAAGUACAAUAAAAAGCUGCACGAUGGAGAUAUAGCACUUCUCAGAUUGGGAAAUUCUGUUAAUUAUACAGAUUACAUCCGGCCAGUAUGUUUGCCCACUACAAAAUUUGUCGCCAAUCAGGAUUACGUGGUAGGAACAUCGUUCACAACUGCAGGAUGGGGUCUCACUGAACUAGGAAAUCCGUCAAUAAUAAAACAAAAGGUUGAUCUGGAUACAGUUUCAUUGGAUAUUUGUAAAAUUAAACUGGCGCAUAUUAACAAAAUGGACAUCGACAAAAUUAUAUGUGCCGGUGGUAAACCCGGCAAGGACACAUGUAACGGUGACUCCGGAGGUCCUCUCACCAAAGAUAUCACAAUUCAAUUCAAUACAAAUUCAUAUUUAUUCGGUAUAACAAGUUUCGGAUCCGCCCGCUGCGGCGCCACUGACACCCCGUCUGUGUAUACCAGAAUAACUGCUUACAUGGAUUGGAUUAUUACAAACAUUAACGCGUGAUAUCCAAUGUACGGAUUGCAAUAUGUAAAAAUGGAUAUAAUCCACGAAGGAUCAAGAUUAUUGAUUACCAUUAUGGCUGUGAUAAUAAAUUACGUAGAAACUUUAGAUGUAAGCAAUAAAUUUAUUACUUAUUUAAAUUAA
Molecule: messenger RNA, 1557 nt
Organism: Papilio xuthus (Asian swallowtail)
Lineage: Eukaryota; Metazoa; Arthropoda; Insecta; Lepidoptera; Papilionidae
Product: venom protease
Exons: 7
Coding region: 217-1416 (399 amino acids)
Biological process (GO): proteolysis
Molecular function (GO): serine-type endopeptidase activity
Source: RefSeq, a predicted model, not a curated record